GAGAUCUUCCCUGAUGAAGGAACUGGGAAACCCAUUCCUCGGGCCACCGUGCCAGGAGAAUGUCGUCACUUCAAUAAUUCAUUUCGCAGCGUACAUGUUCGCCUGGUGUUGUGUGUGGGACUGAAGAUCGGGACAUGUCCGCAUGAACCAUCUGAAAAAUCACGGCGGGUCGUCUACUCCCGAAUCUGUUGCUUGAUGCAGGGAAUACGGCAGGGACAACCGUAAGGUCAUUACAGUCGCCCAGGUGAGUGAAAUCAACAGUUGUGACGGAUUCCUCGAAGAAAGAUUGAGACGUCCCAUUGCCCGGGAAGAUUGUCAGCGCAGUGCCCCAAGCUCCGUUUUAUUCUAAGAGCUCUGCCAGUCAGAAAUCACCGUUCAUUAUUGAAGACAGCCGUACUUUCUUCGUCAUCAAUACAUCAUCGCUGUUGUCUGCGCCAAUAAUAGAUUUUGUGCGAAGGGUUGGCAAAGUUCCCAAAUUUGCCGCCGCGGCUGAUAACUUGUGGAAUUCAUCACAAAAGCGGUUUUGCAGAGACUGGUAUGUAAGGGGUCGAUAUGGUUUUCAAACAAAGCAUAUUUCACGUCGUCGUCCUUGCUUUACUCCUCUGCGAAGGGUCACCUAUGGAGGUCACUGUUCAGGUAUUACCAGACGCCACAGAAGGAACUGCUGACCCUCAGAGUGGCCGCUUCAAGACGACCACAGCCCGUGUGGACAUUGAGGACCACCUGCCGGAAGAAAAGUGGUCUCCCGAAGAGCUGUGGAGGAGGAAGUCUUGGGACGACGGAAAAGUGGACACCCCUCGUUCAGAAGACCCAAACGAGACCAAAGGACGACUAGUAGAAACUUCCCACAACAGGAGGCGCCACCAUUGGACGAGAAACAGAAACCCUGGAAACAGAAACCAUGGUAACGGCGACACCCAGCAACCAGGUAGGAGGCGUGAUCAGUGGACGGUUCCACUAUCCCCGCAAGGGGUGCAACCGAACAGGAACAAAAUGACAGUGGUUGAAGAUGACAUUGUGUACAUCAAACCUGAAACUAUGACGGUUACCGAGGACCAUUUAACUGAGCCAAAGGAGAGAAAAGACGGUCCAACCCGGCCGAACAUCCCGCUCGGAAAUAGUAGCAGAGUCUACGGGGCAGUUCCAGACGACACAAGUUACAAGCAGGCCCGUUACGCGAACCGUGCCUGUCCCUGCCGUGCUAACGUCACCAAAUGGUGGGUAGAGCAGUACCCCCACCCGCAGGUGGACUUCCAGCGGUGCGGCCGCCCCGGACCCUCCUGGCUAUGCGAUCCCAACAGGAUACUGUCCACGUCAGAAGCUGACGACAUAGAGGACAUCGUUCUCAACGUCAGUUCGAGCGUGAAAGGGACUCCCUGUCCUCCCAAGGAAAUGGAACAAGACGAGGAGGAUACCAACACCACGUCUGUCAGCAAAUCUCAUACAUUUCCAGGGUACCAGAUAGCGGUGGCGCUGUUUUUUGAUCUGGAAAAGGAAUACAUUGAACAAGACAAACACGCCAUUAUCCGGUUCGCCUGGUCCCUCCUGGGCCGAGCCUGGAAGCCGGGAGACUGUGAUGAGGGAGUGGUCAUCACGUAUUGUGCAGCAAACAAACAGGUGUACACGGCCACGGGAAAAGCUGUCCGAAACAAGCUGACCAACAAGCGAGUCCGCGAAGUGGAGCGAGCCAGCCGGGACGACUUGGAGAAAAACCGGACAGCCGAGGCACUCAAGAAGAUCAUCAUCGCCUACAAGGAGUUCCUAGCCGGGCCCGACCAACUGGGGAUCGAAAUCGUGUACUGUAGCUUAACCAUUGUCAUAUUUCUGGGGAUAUCUUCCACGUGUUUCGUGUGGUGGGUCUACAUGGGGCGAGUUCGUCACUACACGUUUAUAGCGGAUAGGAAGCCGGAGCCGUGUUACAUGCAGUGUUGUAGGCGGGAGGAUAAGAGGGGUUGUUGCGGGGGAGUGAGAUGCUGUAAGGAGGAGGAGGAGGAGGAGAAUCAAGUGGAGGAGGUCAUUCCCAUGCAAGGGGUCACGGCCGUUCGCAAGACCUACGUAGUGCAUGAAGCUCUGACACGGCUGCUUGAAGACUAG
Branchiostoma floridae (Florida lancelet) is the source of this 2094-nucleotide messenger RNA. RefSeq lists its product as uncharacterized. Gene Ontology annotation, cellular component: acetylcholine-gated channel complex. The coding region runs from base 553 to 2094 and encodes 513 amino acids. Lineage: Eukaryota; Metazoa; Chordata; Leptocardii; Amphioxiformes; Branchiostomatidae. The transcript has 5 exons. The record is from RefSeq and is a predicted model, not a curated record.